AACACCAAACGACGUAGUUUUUACCAUAACCGCGAAACAUCGACGGCAAAACGAUUUUCUUCACAGUCUGGGAAAUAGACGUAGGCUGCGCCACACCGCCUCAGUUGCAGCUUCAAAACAGAAACCCUAGGGGAGUUCAGAUUCUGAUUGGUUGCGAUUACCCAGAGAUAACAGAGAGAUUCAAUUGGGAAAAUCAGGAAAACCCUAAUUAGAAAUCUGAACCCAGUAAGGUCAUUUUCCGUACAGAUAAUACAGAAUGGGGAAGAAACAGCACAGCAAAGAUCGAAUGUUCAUCACCAAGACGGAGUGGGCCACCGAAUGGGGUGGCGCCAAAGCCAAGUCUACCUCCACUCCUUUCAAACGCCUCCCGUUCUAUUGCUGCGCGCUUACGUUUACGCCUUUUGAAGACCCAGUGUGCACGGCAGACGGCAGUGUUUUCGAUAUACUGAAUAUAAUUCCCUAUAUCCGAAAGUACGGAAAGCAUCCCGUCACCGGAACUCCAUUGAAGCAGGAGGAGCUCAUACCACUAACGUUCCACAAGAAUGCUGAUGGAGAGUUUCAAUGCCCUGUUUUAAACAAGGUUUUCACUGAAUUUACACACAUAGUUGCUGUGAAGACAACAGGAAAUGUCUUCUGCUAUGAGGCAGUUAAAGAACUAAACAUCAAGACCAAGAACUGGAAGGAGCUCCUCACAGAUGAACCAUUUUCUAGGCAAGAUCUGAUAACCAUUCAGAAUCCCAAUGCACUUGAUAGCAAGGUUCUCGUGGAAUUCGAUCAUGUUAAAAAUAGUUUGAAAAUUGAUGAUGAAGAAUUCAAGAGAAUGAGUUCCGACCCAACCUAUAACAUAAAUGUAACUGGAGAUGUCAAACAGAUGCUCAAAGAGCUUGGAACUGAAAAAGGAAGGCAAACUGCUCUGCAUGGAGGAGGUGGCAGCAAGGCACAAAAUGAACGGGCUGCUGCACUUGAAGCCAUUUUAGCUGCAAGAUCACGUAUUAAAGAGGAUCCUAAAUCAAAUUCGAAUGGGGAGGCUCCUCAGGCGUACAGUAUUGUAGAUGCUGCUUCUGCUUCAGUGCAUGGAAGAAGUGCUGCUGCUGCAAAAGCCACAUCAAGUGAUAAAACUGCAGCUCGAAUAGCUAUGCACAAGGCUGGUGAGAGGGCACCAGUGAAUGCAAAGAUGGUAAAGAGCAAAUUCACCACUGGUGCUGCUUCGAGAUCCUUCACUUCUACCGCCUUUGAUCCUGUUACUGAAAAUGAAUUUGAAUAUGUCAAAGUUGAGAAGAAUCCGAAAAAGAAAGGAUAUGUACAGCUACGUACAACACAUGGUGAUUUGAACAUUGAGCUACACUGUGAUAUAACCCCCAGGGCUUGUGAGAACUUCAUAACUCUUUGUGAACGUGGCUAUUAUAAUGGAGUAGCUUUUCACAGAAGCAUUAGGAAUUUUAUGAUUCAAGGUGGUGAUCCUACUGGUACCGGAAAAGGAGGAGAAUCUAUAUGGGGAAAGCCUUUUAAUGAUGAAUUGAACUCCAAGUUACUUCACUCUGGAAGGGGUGUUGUCAGUAUGGCUAACAGUGGGCCCCACACUAAUGGCUCCCAGUUCUUCAUCCUUUACAAGUCUGCAAAUCAUUUGAACUUUAAGCACACGGUUUUUGGUGGAGUCGUUGGUGGCUUGACAACACUGGCAACAAUGGAAAAGGUUCCUGUUGAUGACAAUGACCAACCUUUGGAGGAAAUUAAGAUAACAGGUGUCACAAUUUUUGUUAAUCCUUACACAGAGCCUGAUGAAGGGGAAGAAGAGGCCAAAGCUGAGGAGAAAGCUGAGGAUGAAGAUAAGGACAAGAUUGGGUCUUGGUAUAGCAAUCCGGCUACAGGAACAGUAGAAUCUGGAUCUGCUGGUGGUGGUGGUGUUGGGAAGUACUUGAAAGCAAGGAGUGCUCUACCUGAAUCUGCUGCAGUUAAUGCUGGUUCGACGGAGCUUGCUUCGACAAAGAAAAGGAAAUUGGGAGUUUCCGCAACAAACUACAAUAAUUUUUCUUCAUGGUAAUUGGUAAAUGUCCCAAAUGUUGUAUUGUACCAAAUGUAGAUAGUGUUUUGGAUGAGCGAGUAGAAAGAGCGUUGUAAUCUGUUCUUUUGAGGUAUAAAAAGAGCAGAUGUGGAGCGUGCGGAGGGAUAAAAACUGUCUACGAUUGUACUUCAAAGCAACAACAGAAGUUUUGAAUUACAGGAUU
Messenger RNA from Prunus mume (Japanese apricot), 2225 nucleotides. It is a transcript of the gene PUB49, whose product is annotated as plant U-box 49. The record is from RefSeq and is a predicted model, not a curated record. Gene Ontology annotation, molecular function: peptidyl-prolyl cis-trans isomerase activity; ubiquitin protein ligase activity. Gene Ontology annotation, biological process: protein peptidyl-prolyl isomerization; protein folding; protein polyubiquitination. Lineage: Eukaryota; Viridiplantae; Streptophyta; Magnoliopsida; Rosales; Rosaceae. Gene Ontology annotation, cellular component: catalytic step 2 spliceosome.